AUGGCAUUUAGGACACCUUUUCGCUCUGUGUCCACAAGGGCCAGGCAGACUCUCAGGAUUGGCAUGAUUCCCGCAGACGGUAUCGGUCACGAAGUCCUGCCGGGUGCAAAAGCUGCAAUUCAAGCACUCGGAUCAUCUAUCCCGAAAACUGAGUUCGUUGAUCUACUCGCGGGGUUCGAGUACUUCACAAGAACGGGAACUGCGCUGCCAGAGGACACUGUACAGGCAUUACAAAAUGACUGCGACUGUGCCAUGUUCGGUGCAGUCAGCUCCCCAUCUCGUAAGGUGGCUGGGUACUCGUCACCCAUCGUCGCCUUGCGCAAAAAAUUAGAUUUGUAUGCUAAUGUUCGGCCGGUAACCUCUGUUGCUUCGAGUCCUAACGGACAACCGGACGUUGAUUUAGUGGUUGUGCGAGAGAAUACCGAAUGCCUUUACGUGAAAGACGAAACGCAGAUUAUUGGUCCAAACGGCAAGGAAGCUCGUGCUAUCCGACUUAUCACUGAACGGGCAUCGCGGCGAAUUGGCGAGAUGGCAUUCAAGAUCGCCCUAAAUCGCCCCCGCAAGCAUCUCACUAUCAUACACAAAUCCAACGUUCUUUCAAUAACCGACGGUCUAUUCCGUGAAACUGUCCGUGCUGUUCCCACGUUGCCUGGCGUAGACGGCAAGUACGGUAGCGUCACGGUGGCGGAACAACUCGUGGACAGCGCGGUUUACAGACUGUUCCGAGAACCACAUAUCUACGAUGUGAUGGUUGCACCGAAUCUCUACGGUGAUAUCAUCUCCGAUGCUGCUGCAGCUCUUGUCGGAUCUCUGGGUCUUGUACCGUCCGUGAACGCGGGAGACACGUUCGUCAUGGGUGAACCCGUCCACGGAUCUGCACCCGAUAUAGCUGGUCAGAAUAUUGCAAAUCCGCUUGCGGCCAUCCGUUCAGCAGCGUUGAUGUUACGCCACCUUGGGUAUACGGACGGAGCAGAUCGGAUCGAACGGGCGGCAGAUGAGGUGAUAAGGGAGGGCAAAUGUCUGACGCCUGACCUGGGGGGAAAGAGCAAGACCACCGAGGUAGUGGAUGAGGUGGUCAGGAGGAUAUAG
Messenger RNA from Pisolithus orientalis, 1089 nucleotides. RefSeq names its product mitochondrial NAD-homo-isocitrate dehydrogenase LysB. The coding region runs from base 1 to 1089 and encodes 362 amino acids. The transcript has 10 exons. Gene Ontology annotation, cellular component: mitochondrion. Gene Ontology annotation, biological process: isocitrate metabolic process; tricarboxylic acid cycle. Gene Ontology annotation, molecular function: magnesium ion binding; NAD binding; isocitrate dehydrogenase (NAD+) activity. NCBI's taxonomy places the organism in Eukaryota, Fungi, Basidiomycota, Agaricomycetes, Boletales, Pisolithaceae. The record is from RefSeq and is a predicted model, not a curated record.